Lotus japonicus is the source of this 1561-nucleotide messenger RNA. RefSeq names its product serine/threonine-protein phosphatase PP1 isozyme 3-like. The record is from RefSeq and is a predicted model, not a curated record. Gene Ontology annotation, molecular function: protein serine/threonine phosphatase activity. Gene Ontology annotation, cellular component: cytoplasm; nucleus. Bases 186 to 1166 code for a protein of 326 amino acids. Lineage: Eukaryota; Viridiplantae; Streptophyta; Magnoliopsida; Fabales; Fabaceae. The transcript has 4 exons.
UCAUCCUAACCCUCCAUCUCUACUCGGCUUCUGUGUAAAAGUAAAACUACGCCUGACGCCCCUUUCCUCUCAAAACGACUGCGACUCGCAGCAUUCAUCGUCUUCUUCUUCUUCUUGAGAGGAAUGUUAUUCGUGACUCACUCUUUGAAUUUUCAUCACAGCAUCGAAUAGAGGUAGAGGUUGAAAUGGAGCAAUCGGUUUUGGACGACAUAAUCAACCGUCUUCUUGAAGUUCGCCACCGUCCAGGGAAGCAGGUGCAGCUAUCGGAGUCCGAGAUCCGCCAACUCUGCGCCGCUUCUAGAGACCUUUUUCUUCAACAACCUAAUUUAUUAGAACUCGAAGCUCCCAUCAAGAUUUGCGGUGAUAUACAUGGCCAAUAUUCUGAUCUUUUAAGGCUUUUUGAGUAUGGGGGAUUACCUCCUGAGGCCAACUACUUAUUUUUGGGGGACUAUGUGGAUCGGGGGAAGCAGAGUUUAGAAACAAUUUGUCUUCUCCUUGCUUUUAAAAUAAAAUAUCCUGAGAACUUUUUCCUGUUGAGGGGAAACCAUGAAUGUGCUUCUAUAAACCGGAUAUAUGGAUUUUAUGAUGAAUGCAAGAGAAGGUUUAAUGUAAGGUUAUGGAAGACAUUUACAGAUUGCUUCAACUGCCUGCCUGUGGCAGCCCUUAUUGAUGAAAAGAUUUUGUGUAUGCAUGGAGGAAUUUCUCCGGACUUACAUAAUUUGGAUCAGAUUAGAAAUCAACAGCGGCCUACUGAUGUUCCUGGUACAGGUUUACUUUGUGAUCUUCUUUGGUCUGACCCUAGCAGAGAUGUUCAAGAAUGGGGAAUGAAUGACAGGGGUGUUUCAUAUACAUUUGGCGCUGAUAAGGUCUCAGAGUUUCUCCAGAAACAUGAUCUUGAUCUAAUUUGUCGUGCUCAUCAGGUUGUGGAGGAUGGAUACGAGUUCUUUGCUAACCUACAGCUUGUAACAAUAUUUUCAGCACCGAAUUAUUGUGGGGAGUUUGACAAUGCUGGUGCCAUGAUGAGUGUUGAUGAGUCACUAAUGUGCUCUUUCCAAAUAUUAAAGCCAGCUGAUAAAAAAACAAAGCUCAAUUUCGGAAGUACAACCACUGCUAAGCCUGGAAACUCUCCAGCAGCUUUAAAGUCCUUCCUGGGUGCGAAAGUAUGAAAUUAAUUUUGCCAAAACUGCUGGUCGACUUGGUCCUGAAAUCUAAUGGUUGCAGGAAAAGGAAAGUCAAGUUCCAUUUCGUCUACUAUGAUAUUUGGGAAUUGUAAAAUCAUAGGAAAACACGUAAAUGACUAUAUGUAAACCAUUGUUUUUUCAUUGGUACAGAUUUGCAAUUCGAGAUGGAGAGCCAUAAUCUCCUUGUCUUCGUUGUACACUAGUAGUUGGUAUAUUUUUCUGAAUCUGAAUUGUAAGCUUCUCAAGCGUAGAUGGAUCAUCUGUGGCUGAGAACCAUUUGAAAAUGCUUAUACGAUGGACAUAGUGAUGGCAGUUGAGGCUGGUAAAACUCACUGUGGUUGCAUCUCUUCCUUUCUCUAUGUACUUUUCAUUUUUGCUUC